AAGCAGACAUGUAUGAAAGAAAGACUGUGCUGGUUGUUGAAUUUAAAUGAGAAACGCAGCUUAUUGUGUUCAAUUUUGUAAAAUGAAUCUGCCAUUUGCUACAUGUUGAGAGAUGGGGCGAAGAUCGAGGGAAGUGUAAGCCGCAGAACCGGGGAAAGGGUGGGGUUUAAUAGGCUGCGCGUACGGUGCAUAUUUCGGUAUUCAGCCGAGCAGUUCUGUAGCUAUGCUGACCGGUCGGCCGUACGACUUGAUCAUCUUCGGCGCCUCUGGCUUUACCGGCCAGUAUGUGGUGGAGGAGACGGCUCGGGUGGCGUCUGACGCGGAUGGCCUGCGGCCGCUCACCUGGACUGUUGCUGGCAGGAGCCGCACUAAACUGGAGGAGGCGUUGGGACGGGCGGCUAGCGCUCUGGGAAUACCAGAGCUGAAGUCUAAAGAAUGUAUAAUCUGUGAUGUAAAUGAUCCACUCUCACUUGCUGCAAUGUGCCAGCAGGGAUCAGUGAUCCUCAACUGCGUGGGACCGUAUAGGUUUUUCGGUGAGCCAGUGGUGAAGGCCUGUAUUGAAAAUGGAGCUCAUUGUGUUGAUAUUAGUGGUGAACCUCAGUUUUUGGAAGGCAUGCAACUAAAAUAUGACCAUCAAGCUGCUGAUAAAGAAGUGUAUAUAGUUGGAAGCUGCGGCUUUGAUUCCAUUCCAGCAGAUAUGGGGGUAUUGUUUACUAGGAACCAGUUGAAAGGUAUUCUAACUGCAGUUGAAAGCUUCGUAUUAAUAAAAACGGGACCUGAGGGUGCCACUUUUCAUGAAGGAACUUGGCAGUCAGCAGUCCAUGGAAUAUCUGAUCAGGAUAAUCUGAGGAGACUGAGAAGACAGUUUGGACAGAAACCCCUUCCAGUUGUUGGGACCAAACUAACGCGGAGAGGUUCAGUAUUUUAUAGUGACACAAUGAAUCAAUAUGCUAUCCCAUUCAUGGGAUCUGAUGCUUCUGUAGUCAAACGCACACAGCGUUAUCUGCAUGAGAACUUGAACGAAAGCCCUGUCCAGUAUGGUGCGUACGUUGCUGUAGGUGGAAUCGGAUCGGUCAUAUUUCUGAUGGUAGCUGGUUUCUUUUUCUGGUGUUUCACGAAGUGUAGGUUGGGAAGAAAACUUCUAAUCAAAUAUCCGGAGUUUUUCUCAUUUGGAUAUUUUACACGACAAGGACCAACCCAAAAACAGAUGGAAGGUACCUCUUUCAGCAUGACUUUCUUUGGUGAAGGUUAUCCAGAAGGCCUAAAUCCACAGCAUGGCAAACCUUCAGUAAAAAUAUGCACUCAAGUGAAAGGGCCAGAACCUGGUUACAUUGCAACCCCGAUAGCUAUGGUACAGGCAGCUGUUACAAUACUUUGGGAACAAAAGUCUCUGCCCACUCGGGGUGGGGUGUAUUCACCUGGAGCAGCAUUCUUGAAGACAACUCUGAUUGAAAGACUGAACACACAUGGCAUUGAGUUCACUGUUAUCAGCAAGCCUGAAGCAUAAAUGCUUUCAUGUGAUUUGAGUCCUCUGAAUGUGGUGCUUCAUAGUCCUGCUAUUUACUGCAUUCACAAGAUUUGUACUUGAUAAUUAACAGCUUUUUAGUAGUAGUUGGCUCAUCUUGUAAUAUAAUGAACAAGAAUGAUAAAUAGUUUCAGACUUGCUUUUGAGGAUUGAUGUUCUGUUCUGAUGGUAAUUAAACUUGUUGAAUGUAACUAUUUUAAAGUUGUCACUUGUGUAUUUAAAAUUUAAUUGCAAUUAAUCUGUUUGUGUUCAGUAUGUUAAAAGGGAAGAAGCAUUGAAACAUCAUACUUCCAGCUGUAAUUCUAACACAAUUCUGAACACUCAUUAUCGGGUGUCUGUCUGUCUGUCCGUCUGUCCUCCCACACUUAGUUGUGUGGGUUCAGCCAUGUGCAUUCAUUGGAUUAGCCUGUGCUUAUCAACAGUGUAUUGCAGUGGUGUACCAUUCUGCAGGACGGUUGAUGAGGAGAUUCCCACUCUUGCCUGGCAGCAAGUGUAUUGGAAAGAUUUGCAGACCAAUGAGCAACCAGUUUGGCCACACCUUCCUUGGCCAACAAGUCCUGGCUUGUGAUUGCUCAGAGCUUCUGGCCCAGCGGUAGGAAUGUUAUUGCUGCCAUGGGGUAGGUGAGCUUUUUUGUUUUGAGUAAUGUUGAUAAAUCUAAAUAAGCAUGCUGUCUAAAACAUCUUUACCUUGUCAAUGUCAGGAUCCAAACUGGUGCUGUAAUGUCAAAAAGAAAAUGCAUUGAGCAAUAUGACCAAAACUGUCAGCAUCAAGCUUUCAGUUGGAGCUUGGUGUGCAAUGAACCGCAAGCUCUAUAUUUUGGGAUGUUGCUACAAUUUACUAAGUCAGCUAAAUUUAAGAACAAAAGUAAUAUAUUCCAUAGGGAACAUAGUCUAAAUGACCUAUAACCUUAAGUAUGGGUGUAAAGAUAUCAAUAACAAUUUCCACUGAAGCAGCCCAUGUCCCCAAAAUGUAUCUUGGAUAUACAAUCAAAAGUGAAUGUUAGUUUUCCUUUCAUGUUGUACAAAUGGUUGCAAGGUGAAAACUGACACAAUGGUUUUUUUUUAAGUAAUCUGUUAUUUCUUAAGCUUCCAGAAUAUAUUUGAAUGGCUUGGAUGAAGGAAGAUGUGGUCACGUAUCCAAGAUUUCAUCAAGUUAGAAGGCACUUUGUGUUUAUUGGGUGAAGAGAGAAUUGAGUUUGGCUGUGAUACUUCAACAUAACUGACAACUUAUACAAAUAGGAAGAAAUAUUAGGCCUUUAGACGAAGUACAAAGCUAUUUCAUGCAAGCAAAAUAAAAGAAACAUUGCUAAAGUGA
Molecule: messenger RNA, 2840 nt
Organism: Stegostoma tigrinum
Lineage: Eukaryota; Metazoa; Chordata; Chondrichthyes; Orectolobiformes; Stegostomatidae
Gene: sccpdha.1
Product: saccharopine dehydrogenase a, tandem duplicate 1
Exons: 12
Coding region: 224-1507 (427 amino acids)
Biological process (GO): glycolipid biosynthetic process
Cellular component (GO): mitochondrion; lipid droplet; plasma membrane
Molecular function (GO): oxidoreductase activity
Source: RefSeq, a predicted model, not a curated record